Cannabis sativa is the source of this 642-nucleotide messenger RNA. Its product is annotated as secreted RxLR effector protein 161-like. The transcript has 2 exons. The coding region runs from base 1 to 642 and encodes 213 amino acids. The record is from RefSeq and is a predicted model, not a curated record. Lineage: Eukaryota; Viridiplantae; Streptophyta; Magnoliopsida; Rosales; Cannabaceae.
AUGGUAGUUAGAUCACUUGAUGUAGAAAAAGAUCCUUUUCGACCUAGAGAAGAAUAUGAAGAGCUCCUUGGUCCAGAAGUACCAUAUCUUAGUGCAAUAGGAGCAUUGAUGUAUCUUGCUAAUUGUACAAGACCUGAUAUAGCUUUCUCUGUCAAUUUGUUAGCAAGAUUUAGUUCUGCUCCAACAUCUAGACAUUGGAAAGGGAUUAAGCACAUACUUUGCUAUCUCCAGGGUACUAUUGAUAAAGGAUUGUUCUAUUCUUAUAAUUGUGGGUCACAACUUAUUGGCUACCCUGAUGCAGGAUAUUUAUCUGAUCCACAUAAAGCCAGAUCUCAAACUGGCUAUUUGUUCACUUGCGGUGACACUGCUAUAUCCUGGCGGUCAACAAAGCAAACUCUGGUGGCUACUUCCUCAAAUCAUGCUGAGAUACUUGCAAUUCAUGAGGCAAAUCGAGAAUGUGUUUGGUUAAGAUCAAUGACACAACAUAUUCGAGGAACAUGUGGAUUAACAUCUAAUAAAGAAGUACCAACAAUUCUCUAUGAAGAUAAUUCAUUACCAACAUCAACUUUUGAGAAGAUGGUUCACAAGAUUGGAAUGCGUCGAUUAAAGGAUCUCUAUGAAUGCCAAAAUGAGGGGGAGUAA